AUGAACGCCGACGACGAGGACGAGAACAAAGAUCCCGACCCACGGUUCGAUUUUAUCCUUCAACACAUGAUAAAUACGACCAAACUGAGAAUGGAGCUCUGGAAAAAAUUAAAGUCCAAUGUCGACUACACGAACGUGCUCCUGAAUUUUUUCACCAUACCCACGGAAAACAUGCUGCUGCUGGAAGUCAAUUCCCUCGGUUUUCUGGUACCCUACUCGUUCAUCCAGCUGAACUACAAGGCCAAGUACAGCUACUUCUUGAAACGCGACGUGGUAGCGAUAACAGCCGACAACGCGAAGGACGUGCUGGCGACCGGGGAAUUGGCACCAAAGACUUUCGAGGAGUUGACUUCCAUCGUCGAGGAGACGUUCAUACCGAUCUUGACGGAUCCGGGACCGCGCGGCGAGUGGCCGGACUACAUCGCCGACGACGUCAAGCAGCAAGUCUACGAGCUCCGCACCCUCAUAUGCCAGAUUCGGAGCAAAUCGAGCGGGGACACGAUACUGCCGAUGCCCAUGGGUACCGACCAGGUGUUUGGCGACGGCCCCGUGCCACCGGAGCUGAAGCGCAACAUCGAGCGGUCUGUCGUCACGUGGGCGGGCUACAUCAACGAGGCCCUCGUCGAGGAGAGCACCAAGGUUUUCGAGACCGAGCCCAAUCCCUUGCCCAGAUCGGAAAUAUUGUUCUGGAGGAAGAGGCUCAAGAACGUCGAGUCGAUUUACGAGCAGCUGAGGGACCCGCGGGUCAAGAAAAUGGCAUCCAUACUCGAGCAGUCAAAGAGCCCAUACCUCAUGUGCCUGGAAAACAUAUUCAAAGACGUGGUCGGCGCCGUGGUCGAGGCGCGCGACGUGUGCCUGCACCUGUUGCCGCUGGACAAAGUUUUCCAAGACCUCGAGAGCGAGUCCAACUUUCCCGACAUCGUCAACAAGUUCAAGCCCAUGAUGCACUGCGUCUGCCUCACCUGGUCCCGGUCCAAGUACUACUGCAAGAGCUCGCGCAUCAUCACCCUGUUCAAAGAGAUAUCGAACCUCCUCAUGCAGAUGGCCACGGAAUACGCGGAGCCGAGUUCGCUGUUCCAGGGCGAUGCCGAGGACAGCCUGAAGCGAACGGCUCAAGUCAUCUUGGUGAUCGAAACGUUCCAGAGCACCUACGACGCAUUUCGCGCUAAAUUGCCGAGUUACUUCAAGGGCUCGCGCGACUCUGCUGGCUGGAACUUUCACGAGAAGCUCAUUUUCGACAGGCUCCUCGAGUUCCUGCGCCGCCUGAAACAGCUCAAUUCGAUCUUCGUUUUCGCCGUGGAGUACUACAAGCUGGAGAAGAUCGAGAUCGCGGGUCUGCGGGGCAAGAAACUCGGCCCGAUGGUCCUCGACAUUUACGAGAAAUUCGUCAAACGGUACAACGAACUGGCUGGCGUCAACUACGAGAUGCUGCUGCCGGAGGAUCCCGGCUUCAACGAGGACAUCGUUACCUACUUGGCGGAGAUCGAGGAAAUGGACCGGAGGCUGGCCACGAUUUUCGACCAAGCCUUCUCGGAGUGCCACACCCUGGAGAGCAUGUACAAGUUCACCGUGAACAUCGGGACCAUAGUCUCGCGGCCCAUCAUCUUCAAGCAGUUGUGGCCGUACUACGAGAGGAUCGUCGAAAAAUUGCACGAGGAACUGGACCAAUCAAAAGUGUUGUACGACCAAAGCAUCAAGUCGUACGAGAAAACGGGCUUCAUCGAGUUUGACGAGAGCUUCCCUCCCGUCUCGAGCUCGCUGUGUUUCCUGCAAAAGCUCAGGACUCGCGUCGACGAGCCGAUCGAGUGGACGAGGUCGAUCGAGCACCCGCUCAUCGAGUCCGAGUACGGAGUCCUCGCCAGAGAGAAACACGCCGAACUGAUCGAGCUGAUCAGCCAAAAGGAGCAAGAAAUAUUCAAGCAGUGGGUCGAAAAGGUGCCCGGUUGGUGCGAGAUCGGAUUGUCGAAGACGAUGUUCCGUUAUGACGAGAACGGCACCCUGGCCGCUAAUUUGGACGAGGACUUGGCGACGGUGCUGCGGGAAUUGCGGCACAUGAUCGUCAUCCUCGAGCGGGACGACCUGCCCCCCGAUGUUCUCAAUGUGCACGAGAGGGCCUCCUUUUUCUGGGAUACCAACGUCAAGUUAUACAACAUCACGAACUGGUUCAAGAUCAUCAAUGAAAAGUCGAACCAAGUCGAGGCCUAUCUGCUCAGCGAAGAAAUCGACGCCAUAAACGAGCUGAUUGCCUACACCCAGGAGAACUGCACCUGGAACUCGCCCGAGGUGUCCGAGUACGUGGACAAGCUCGGCGAUAUGGUGGGGAGCCUCUGCAAGCGGCUGCUGCGGGCCCAAAAGAACCUGGAGGAGCUGGUUGAGAAGAUGGAGUCGUGGGCGCGGGUUCCGGUGCUCGUGCGCCGGGACAACAAGAGGCAGCAGUUACUCGCCGUGGCCGAGCGCAAGGACAUCUUCGAGAGGCGUUACCAGCUCGUGCGAGACGACGCCGAGGAGCUAGACCGGCUCCUAGAGGAGAACUACAAGCUGUACUUUGAUCUGAUACCCGAGCAGCUGUUGCAGCCUGAAGAAGAACAUUCGUUGGCCGAAGAUGAGGAGGACUCAGGAGACAAGAUGGGAGAAGCUGGCGAAGACUCCGAGGGGAGCAAGCCCGAGUCGGAGGACGGGCAAGGGGAGGAGCUGACGCCAACGCCUUCGGAGCAACUCCGACUUGACGAGGAGGCCGCGCUUGACUUGCAGCACCGAGAAAAGUUCCGGAGUUAUCUCGCCUUGGUCGACGACAUAAUCUCACGGAUCUUUGUUCUCGCGGCGUCUACGAGCGUUCGGUACAUAAUAACGGAGACGGACGAGACAUCGGAUAACGAGCCGCUUGUCGAGAUGCAGCUACUUUUGGACGAGCCCGACGUAACAUACCUCCCCACCACCGACAACGAUGAUCCCAACGGUUUGUACGCCAUCCACGAGGACAUAAUGCUCGACAUCAUGAGGAUGGCCACCCUCGUGCGCAGAGUCGACCCGGACAAGUUGAGCGAACGGGACUGCUACGCGAUCGACCUCGCGGAAGACGAGGACAUAGUGCUGAUGCUCGAGGAGACCUCGUCGCGCAUGAGGAAGGCCAUCAAAGAAGCUGACAAGUACGCCGAAAAUUUCAACGUAUACUCCUGGCUGUGGAUGGACGAUCGGAACAGGUAUCUCCAGCUCUUCCUGCGCUUCGCUCGCGUGUUGAACGAGACCGAGACGAAGCUACUGGAGAGUCUGGAAGAGGGCGAGGCGCACGAAAGCUUGCCCGAGAAGAAGCCCCAGUUGGAGCACUUUAGAAGCGAGAUGGACCGGUUUUUGGGGGUGUACGGAGAGUGCGAAGCCAUCGCCGAUUCGCACGUCAUCGACAAGUGGCUGCGUGUCAACAUCAGGCCGUUGAAGCAAAGCCUUUUGAACACGGUCUGCAAAUGGUCGAACCUACUGAAGCAGCACCUGGUCGACCACGUGCACAAGAGUUUGGACGAUCUGUCAGCUUUCUUGAACAAAGCCUACAGAAGGUUCACCCUGCCCAUCGAGGACGACGAUUACGACGGACUCCUCGAUGCGAUUUAUUACUUGAAGGAAGUGCGAGAUCGGCAAUUCGAGAUCGAGGAGAUGUUUGAUCCUAUAAAGAACACGAUUCAGCUGCUCAACCUGUACGACUACGAGUUCGACGAGCACACCCACGACCAGCUGAUGACACUGCCGGAGUUCUGGAACUCGAUCAAGAAGCUGGCCGCGCAAGUGAAACAAGUGGUAGCUCCGCUGCUUGCCGUUCAGAUCGACUGGUUGAAGAAGAAGCUCGUGUACUUUGACUACCGGCAGCGCAAGCUUCUCGAAAAAUUCCGCGCGAGCGAGAUUUACAACCCCGCGUGCGGGAGAGUUUACGAGAAAAUGGACAGCCUGAACGAGUUGGUCGAGGAGCUACUCGGAGACCUUCGCGAAAUGGCGCGGACCUCCGAGAUAUUCGAGCAGCCGAUGCCCGAGUUCAUUGAGCUCGAGCAACUGCGCCAAGAGAUGCGAAUGAUCAAGAACCUGUGGGACUACGCGAACGUGAUUACGUCGAGUCUGGCCCAGUGGAAGACGACCGUGUGGAAGAAGCUCGACAUCGAGAACAUGGACAACGAGUGCAAGAAGUACACGAGAGAACUGAGACUUCUGGAUAAGGAAGUUAAGGUUCUAAAGUUGUACGAGUUCAUCGACUCCCAACUGAAGAACAUGAUGUCCUCGCUGAGGUCGGUCUCGGAGCUGCAGAAUCCAGCCAUCAAAGAACGCCACUGGCAGGAGCUGAUGGCCGAAACCAAGGUGCAGUUCAACAUGGACAACAAGACGACGUUGGAUGACCUCCUGAAGCUCGAGCUUCACAGGUUCGAGGAGGAGGUGAAGAACAUCGUGGACAAGGCGGUCAAGGAGAUGGCCAUGGAGAAGGUGCUUAAUGAACUGAGGAAUACGUGGAUGCAAAUGGAGUUCGAAAAGGAUGUGCACGACAGGACUCGACUGAACGUGUUGAGAAUCAGCGAGGAGGCCAUCGACACCCUCGAGGAGAACCAAGCACUGUGUGUUGACAAGAGCGCGCCACGUGCCGAGCAAGNUCGGCUCGAUCUCAGGCUACGGUUCUCGGAUUUUUUGGUGUCCUUGGGGACGCUCGAGGGAGCCGAUCGUCUGGUGACGGUGGGGGUUGGUUUCGCCUCCUCGCUCGUCUCCUUCGAGCUGAUCGACUCGUCGUCGCUGUUCAGCUCGCAGUACUUUUGCACCUUCACCGGCCGCUUGUUUUUCAACUGUGCAACGGCGGGCUUGGUGGUGAGCUUCUUUUUCAGCGGAAACAAUCCCGAACUCGUUUGCAAACACUUGUCCAAGUUGUACGAUUCGGUAGCCAAUUUGAAAUGGAAGGUGGAGGGCGGGCGCAAUUCUAAAACAGCCAACAGUCUCGUGGCAAAAGACGGCGAGGUCAUGAACAUGUUUGGAACUUGUGAUUGUAGUGGAAAGGUUGAAAUAUGGUUGAACCGCGUCACCGAAGCGAUGAAGCGCACGGUGCGCUAUCACUUUGGUCAAGCGGUCAAUUCGUACGCCGAAAAACCGCGCGAAGUGUGGCUGUUUGAUUACGAGGCUCAGCCUGCCCUCUGUGGCACUCAGAUCUGGUGGACAAGCGAAGUCACGAUGGCCCUGGCUCAACUUGAAGAAGGCUUUGAAAAUGCGCUCAAAGAUUAUCAGAAGAAGCAAAUAGCUCAGCUGAGCGCUUUGAUAUUUCUGCUGAUUGGCGAGCUCACGGAAAACGAUCGUCAAAAGAUCAUGACGAUAUGCACGAUAGACGUGCACGCGAGGGACGUCGUUGCCAAGCUGAUAAACAUGAAAGCCGAGAACGCCGCGAAUUUCCAAUGGCAGUCGCAACUCCGGCACAGAUGGGACGAUAAGCUGGGCGACUGUUUCGCCAACAUUUGCGACGCGUCGUUCCCCUACUCCUACGAGUACCUGGGCAACACGCCUCGACUGGUGAUAACACCCCUGACGGAUCGGUGCUACAUAACGCUGACGCAGUCGUUGCACUUGAUAAUGGGCGGAGCCCCGGCCGGGCCGGCCGGUACCGGCAAAACCGAGACAACCAAGGAUCUCGGCCGAGCCCUGGGCCAGAUGGUCUACGUGUUCAACUGCUCCGAGCAGAUGGACUACAAAUCCUGCGCCAACAUUUAUAAGGGACUGGCGCAGACCGGGGCCUGGGGCUGCUUCGACGAGUUUAACCGCAUAAGCGUCGAGGUGCUGUCUGUAGUGGCCGUCCAGGUCAAGAGCGUCCUCGACGGAAUCAAGAGUCGCAAGAAAACUUUUAUGUUCUUCGGCGAGGAGCUCAACCUCGUGCCCUCGGUCGGGAUGUUCAUUACCAUGAACCCCGGCUAUGCGGGCAGAACCGAACUACCCGAGAACUUGAAGGCUCUGUUCAGACCAUGUGCCAUGGUGGUGCCGGACUUUGAGCUCAUUUGCGAGAUCAUGCUGGUCGCCGAGGGCUUUCAGGAGGCUCGUCUACUCGCCCGUAAAUUCAUCACCCUGUACACCCUGUGUCGCGAGCUCCUGUCGAAGCAGGACCAUUACGAUUGGGGUCUGCGAGCCAUAAAGUCCGUCCUCGUGGUAGCCGGUAAGCUAAAGCGAGGCGAUCGAAACAGACCGGAGGACCAGGUGCUCAUGCGGGCGCUGCGUGACUUCAAUCUUCCCAAGAUCGUCACCGACGACGUGCCCGUAUUCAUGGGUCUCAUAGGCGACCUGUUCCCCGCCCUGGACGUACCGCGGAAGCGUGACUUGGAUUUCGAAAAGGAUGUGAAGCGUGCCACUCUGGAUCUCAAACUGCAGCCCGAGGACGGCUUCAUACUCAAAGUCGUGCAGCUCGAGGAACUCCUGUUCGUCCGGCACUCGGUGUUCAUCGUCGGUUUCGCCGGAACUGGAAAAUCCGAGGUGUGGAAGACCCUGUACCGCACCUAUCAAAAUCAACGUCGCAAGCCCUACUUCAACGAUUUGAACCCAAAAGCCGUGACGAACGACGAGCUCUUUGGCAUCAUCAAUCCAGCCACCAGGGAAUGGAAGGACGGAUUGGUGUCGGUUCUCAUGCGCGACCAAGCCAACAUGGAAGGCGACGGGCCAAAGUGGAUCAUCUUCGACGGCGACAUAGAUCCCAUGUGGAUAGAGUCCCUCAACACGGUGAUGGACGACAACAAGGUGCUCACCCUCGCCAGCAACGAGCGCAUCGCGCUCACCAAACAGAUGAGGCUACUCUUCGAGAUCUCGAACUUGAGAACGGCCACUCCUGCCACGGUUUCACGAGCUGGAAUCCUGUACAUCAAUCCACAGGAUCUCGGUUGGAGUCCAUUCGUCCAGAGCUGGAUCGACACGCGAGUGGAGAGCGAGCGCGGCACUCUUUUGGUGCUUUUCGAAAAGUACAUACCGACCCUGCUCGAGGUGACGAAGGGCAAGUUCAAGAAGAUCACGCCGAUCCCUGAGAUCGCCCACCUGGAGAUGCUGUGCAACCUGCUCGAUUGCUUCUUGACUCCUCAGAACUUGCCCCCCGAUUGUCCACGGGAAUGGUACGAGCUGUAUUUCGCGUUUGCCUGCAUCUGGGCGUUCGGAUCGGCAAUGUUCCAAGAUCAGCUGGUCGACUGGCGCAACGAGUUCAGCAAGUGGUGGCUGAGCGAAUUCAAGGCCGUCAAGUUCCCCUCGGGCGGCUCGGUCUUUGGCUACUUCAUCGAGCCGGAGUCGAAGAAACUGACCCCCUGGGAAGAAAUCGUCGGCGGGUUCGAUCUAGAUCCGGACAUCCCUCUACAGGCUACGCUGGUCCCGACCGCCGAAACGGUCCGCCUGAGGUUCUUCAUGGAUCUCCUGAUGGCGCGCAAAAGGCCGGUCAUGCUGAUCGGCAGUGCCGGCUCGGGUAAAAGCGUCAUCGUCGCCGACAAGCUCUCCAGCCUGUCCGACAACUACAUCGUGGCGAACGUACCCUUCAAUUACUACACGACCUCCGAAAUGCUGCAACGAGUCCUGGAGAAGCCUCUGGAGAAGAAGGCCGGGCGUAAUUACGGACCACCGGGCUCCAAGUCGCUGAUUUACUUCAUCGACGACCUGAACAUGCCCGAAGUGGAUACGUACGGGACCGUACAGCCGCAUACCAUCAUACGCCAGCACAUGGAUUACGAUCACUGGUACGACCGACAAAAGUUCACGCUGAAAGACGUCCACAACACGCAGUACGUCUCUUGCAUGAACCCCACUGCCGGGAGCUUUACGAUCGAUGGUCGGUUGCAACGACACUUUGCCGCGUUUGCCGUGAGCUUCCCCGGGCAGAACGCUCUCGUCACGAUCUACAGUCAAAUUCUGGAGCAGCACUUGACGUUCCCGUUGAACAAGAUCAAUCCGAUCAUUACCAAAAUAACGGAGCCGUUCAUCGAGGCGGCGCUGUACUUGCACGGCAAAGUGACCGCGUCCUUCUUGCCAACGGCCAUCAAGUUCCAUUACGUUUUCAAUCUCCGCGAUUUGUCGAACAUCUUCCAAGGAAUACUGUUCUCAAGCGGCAACACGAUACCGCACGUCAACGGUUUCCUUCGCCUCUACGUGCACGAAGCGACAAGAGUUUACUGCGACAAACUCGUCGACGCCGAAGACAAGGACGCGUUCAAUCAACUUAUCCGUGACGCUCUCAGGAAAUAUAUACCGGGAUUCGAAGAAGAAUUCGUGUUUACCGAGCCGAUUAUUUUUUGCCACUUUGCCGAGGGAAUCGGGGAUCCGAAGUACAUGCCGAUACGAGACUGGCCGCAUCUUGAGAAACUGCUUACCGAUGCUCUUUUGAAUUACAAUGAACUGGUCUCGGCGAUGAGUCUAGUGAUGUUCGAGGACGCGAUGUACCACGUGUGCCGAAUCAAUCGGAUUUUGGAGUCGCCUCGCGGCAACGCCCUACUCGUUGGCGUUGGUGGUAUGGGAAAACAAUCACUGUCACGGCUGUCCUCUUUUAUUUCCUCCCUAGAGGUGUUUCAAGUACAACUGCGAAAAGGCUACUCGAUAAACGACUUGAAAGCCGACAUAUCGAUCCUCUACACGAAAGCUGCCGUGAAAAACAUCGGUAUCACGUUCCUAAUGACGGAUUCGCAAGUCGCCCAGGAAAGAUUUUUGGUCGUCGUCAACGACAUGCUAGCGUCCGGUGAGAUACCCGAUCUCUUCCCCGAUGACCAAAUCGAAAACAUGAUCAAUGCCAUGAGAAACGAGGUGAAACAAGCAGGGAUGCUGGACACCAAAGAGAACUGCUGGAAGUUCUUUAUCGACAAAGUGCGCAGGAUGCUCAAGUGUAUCCUAUGUUUCUCGCCCGUGGGAGCGACUCUGAGGAAAAGAGCUCGUCAGUUUCCGGCAAUCGUCAACUGUACGUCAAUCAACUGGUUCCAGGAUUGGCCGCAAGAAGCCUUGGAAUCCGUGUCCUUGCAAUUUCUCGGGGAGCUCGAGGUGUUGCCCGGAGAAUACCGAAAGCCCGUAUCGUUGUUCAUGUCGUUUGUGCAUACGAGCGUGAACGAAAUAUCGAAAAUUUACCUCCAGAACGAGAGAAGAUACAAUUACACGACUCCAAAAUCGUUCCUCGAACAGAUAGCCCUCUACUCCAAGCUUCUGACGGACAAGACUUUCAACUUACAAGCGAUGAUCGAGAGGCUGGAAAAUGGCCUGGAGAAGCUCGAAAGCUGCGCUGAGCAGGUCGACGGGCUGAAAGAAGUACUGGCCGUGCAAGAAGUCGAGCUGAAGAAGAAAAACGACGUAGCCGACAAGAUUUUGGCGGAGGUCACAGCCGAAAACGACAAGGCGGAGGUCGAAAAAGCUUUCGUGUCCGAGGAGGAGGAAAAGGUGGCCGAGAUCAAGGAAAGCGUCUCGCAAAAGCAGAAAAAAUGCGACGAGGAUCUCGCCAAGGCCGAACCAGCCGUGCGACAAGCCGAAGCAGCUCUGAAUACUCUGAACAAGAACAACUUGACCGAGUUGAAAGCUUUCGCUUCACCACCAGCGGCCGUCGCCAAAGUAGCCCAAGCCGUGCUCGUCCUGUUCUCCCCGAAAGGCAAAGUGCCCAAGGAUCGAAGCUGGAAAGCUUGCAAGGUCAUGAUGGGCGGAGCUGACCAGUUUCUCUCGGCUCUGCGAAACUACAACAAGGAAAACAUCCACCCGGACGUCGUCAAGGCCAUCAAACCCUACAUCGACGACAAAGAAUUCGAUCCGGAUUUCAUAAGCUCCAAGUCCCAAGCGGCCGCCGGUAUUUGCAGUUGGGUGAUCAACGUCAUGGUCUUCCACUACAUAAACGAGGACGUCAAGCCGCUGAGACAAGCCCUGGCGCAGGCCAAUGCCGAGUUGCAGGCCGCCCUCGAUAAACUUGUGUCCCUGCGCGCUCGUUUGGGGGAGUUGCAAAAAAUGCUGGACGCCCUGGGCGAAAAGAUGGAAAUAGCGAUGGGCGAGAAGCAAAAGUGCCAAGCGGAGGCGGACGCCACGGCGACGGCGAUAGAUCUGGCCAAUCGGCUGGUCAACGGACUCGCUUCGGAGAAAAUUCGCUGGGCAGAGACUGUGGAAAUGCUCACGGCGUCGGGAGAAAAAAUACCCGGCGAUAUUCUGCUGGUCACAGCUUUCAUCUCGUACGUGGGCUGCUUCAGUCGAAAGUACCGACAGGAUUUGAUAAACGUCCACUGGAUGCCGUUCAUCAACAAGCUGGACCCGCCGAUACCGAUCAGCGAGGGUUUGGAUCCGCUGGCCCUUCUUUCCGACGACGCGCAGAUCGCGCAAUGGAACAACGAAGGCCUACCAACCGAUCGCAUGUCAUCGGAGAAUGCAACCAUACUGACCAACUCGUCGAGGUGGCCACUGAUGAUCGAUCCUCAGCUCCAGGGCGUCAAAUGGAUCAAAACCAAGUACGGCGACGACUUGAAGAUCCUCCGGCUGACGCAGCGCAACUACCUGGAUCAGAUCGAAAUGGCGAUCAGCAACGGGGAAAUCGUCCUCUUGGAGAACAUCAUGGAGAGCGUGGACGCGGUGCUAGAUCCCAUUCUCGGGCGCGUGCUCAUCAAAAAGGGCCGGGCAAUAAAAAUCGGCGACCACGAAGUCGACUACAAUCCGUCCUUCCGGCUGAUCCUCCAGACGAAGCUGGCCAAUCCGCACUACAAGCCGGAAAUGCAGGCCCAAACGACGCUGAUCAACUUCACGGUCACCCAGGACGGACUGGAGGAACAGCUGCUCGGCGAGGUCGUCAAGGCCGAGAGACCCGACCUCGAGUCCACCAAGUCCCAGCUCACCAAGCAACAAAACACCUUCAAGAUAACCCUGAAAACCUUGGAGGACGAUCUACUGCACAGGCUAUCCUCAGCCGGUCCAAACGUACUGAGCGACGUGGCGCUCGUCGAAAAUCUCGAAACGACGAAACGCACAGCGGCCGAAAUCGAAAUCAGGGUCGAAGAAGCCAAGGUCACGGCUGUGCAGAUCGACGAGGCGCGCGAGUGGUAUCGCCCGGCAGCCUCGAGGGCCAGUCUCCUGUACUUUAUCCUCAACGAUCUCUGCAAGAUCAACAUGCUAUACCAAUUCUCGCUGAAGGCGUUCAGCGUUGUGUUUCAAAACGCCAUAAGGUUCGCCGUCAAGGCCGACGAGAUCAGCCAUCGCGUGGUCAACCUGACCGACAGUAUCACCUACUUGGUCUUCGUUUACACGAGUCGAGGACUUUUCGAGGCCGACAAGUUGACGUUCUUGUGCCAGAUGGCGAUUCAGAUCCUUCUGCAAACGAAAGAAAUCCAGCGCUCCGAGGUCGACUUUCUUCUGCGCUACCCGGUCGAUCCGCUGAUCCUCAGUCCGAUCGAAUUUUUGAGCAACUCCAGCUGGGCCGGCAUAAAACUAUUGAGCGAAAAUCCGGUCUUCGCGAACCUCGACCAAGACAUCGAGGGCGCGACCAAGCGCUGGAGAAAGUUUGCCGACUCGGAGAAACCCGAGAGGGAAAAGUUCCCUCAGGAGUGGAAAAAUAAAAGCGCCUUCCAGCGCUUGUGCAUGAUGCGCUGCUUGAGACUGGAUCGCAUGACUUACGCCGUUAGGUGUUUCGUGGAGGAAAAGUUGGGCGCCAAGUUCAUCGAGUCACGUUCACCGCCUUUCCACAAGUCGUUUGAAGAAACCAGCUCGAUCACACCGGUGUUCUUUAUCUUGUCUCCUGGUGUCGAUCCUCUCAAAGACGUCGAAAAAUUGGGCAAACAGAUGGGCUUCACCUCCGAAGCCAACAAGUUCCACAACGUGUCUCUGGGCCAGGGUCAGGAACCUGUUGCCGAGGACGCGAUGGAUUUGGCCGCGGCCGAGGGCCACUGGGUCAUUUUGCAAAACAUCCAUCUCGUAAAGAACUGGCUGUCGAGCCUCGAAAAGAAGCAAGAACAGCUGGCCGAUAGCCCGCACGACGACUAUCGGCUGUUCAUGAGUGCCGAGGCGAGCGGCGAUCCGCACGAAUCCAUCAUCCCACAGGGUAUUUUGGAAUCUGCCAUAAAAAUAACGAACGAGCCACCGACGGGAAUGCAAUCGAACAUUCACAAGGCACUGGACAACUUUACCCAAGAAACCCUCGAGUCGUGUACCAAGGAGACGGAGUUCAAGGCGAUUCUUUUUGCUCUUUGCUACUACCACGCGGUCGUGGCCGAACGACGAAGAUUCGGCCCUCAAGGUUGGAACAGGGUGUACCCGUUCAACUUUGGCGAUCUGACGAUCAGCGUCUUCGUGCUGCUCAACUACCUGGAGAACAACAACAAGGUGCCGUGGGAGGACUUGCGCUACCUAUUCGGCGAAAUCAUGUACGGGGGACACAUAACGGACGACUGGGACCGACGCCUCUGCCAGACUUACCUGCUCGAGUACGUCAAGCCGGAGCUCGUCGACGGCGACCUGGAAUUCGCUCCCGGCUUUCUGGCUCCCACCAGCUCUGACUACGUCACUUAUCACGAAUACGUCGACGAUUACCUACCGGCCGAGAGCCCGAUUCUCUAUGGACUGCACUCCAACGCCGAGAUCGGUUUUCUGACGGUGACGGCGGAGAAUCUUUUCCGCACCGUUUUGGAAAUGCAGCCUAGAGACGUGGGCGAAGCCGCGGGGGUCGGGCUGUCGCGGGAGGACAAAGUAAAGGCCAUUAUCGACGACUUGCUCGACAAAAUGCCCGAGCAGUUUAGCAUCUACGAGUUGAUGGCCAAGGUCGAGGAUCGAACACCCUAUACUAUCGUUGCCUUCCAAGAGUGCGAGAGAAUGAACAUACUGUGCAACGAAAUGAGAAGGUCGCUCGUAGAACUUGAGCUCGGCUUGAAGGGAGAGCUGACGAUCAACGCCGAUAUGGAGGAUUUGCAAAAUUACCUGUACAUGGACGUGGUACCGCCAACGUGGACAAAGAGAGCUUAUCCGUCGAGUCUCGGGCUCACCAACUGGUUUACCGAUCUUCUCAACCGAUAUAACGAUCUCCAAGCCUGGACGUCUGAUUUUAGCCUCCCAGCGACUAUUUGGCUGGGCGGGUUUUUCAACCCCCAGUCGUUCCUCACUGCCAUCAUGCAGCAAACUGCUCGCAGAAACGAGUGGCCUCUCGACAAGAUGUGCCUCUACUGCGACGUCACCAAGAAACAGAAAAACGAGUUCAAUGCACCGCCUCGCGAGGGUGCCUACAUAAGCGGCCUGUUCAUGGAGGGCGCGCGUUGGGACACGGCGACGGGCUCGAUCGCCGACUCGCUGCCCAAGGAGCUGUUUCCCCAACUACCGGUGGUGUUCAUACGAGCCAUCACUCAGGACAAACAGGACUUCAAGGGGGUGUACGAGUGCCCGGUGUACAGGACCAGGUCGCGUGGUCCUACUUACGUUUGGACGUUCAAUUUGAAGACGCGUGACAAAUCGACCAAGUGGACCCUGGCUGGUGUCGCUGUUCUGCUGCAGACCUAA
This is a messenger RNA of Copidosoma floridanum, 13449 nucleotides long. Its product is annotated as dynein beta chain, ciliary. Gene Ontology annotation, cellular component: dynein complex. NCBI's taxonomy places the organism in Eukaryota, Metazoa, Arthropoda, Insecta, Hymenoptera, Encyrtidae. Gene Ontology annotation, biological process: microtubule-based movement. Gene Ontology annotation, molecular function: dynein light intermediate chain binding; ATP binding; minus-end-directed microtubule motor activity. The record is from RefSeq and is a predicted model, not a curated record.